UAACAGUAUCAGUAAAGUCUGCAGAAGUAAACAUUCCCUACACUGGCAGGCAUUUAAUAAGUUUUAGCUUCUGUUAAAAUGUGAUUCUGUCUUAAAAAUUUGCUCCAUCCGAUCAAGCACACUCUGAUUAUCAAUUAUAUAUUUCAUGCGUGGAACAAGUUUGCUUUCUCAUGUUCUCAACAAUUACGAAUAGUGACUACGACCAGUGAUUAGUAACCUCAUGGUCCCUGGUAUUGCCUGUCCUGUUCUGUCCCCAAGAUGCCCCAAGCCCCAUGUGUCAUAUCAUCAUGCAAUCAUUGCAAUCAUCGUAAGAGACCACUUUGAACCAACCGCGGUUAUUAGCUCGAACUAGGAAAUUUUACAUGUUGUUUAAUUCUCAACCAGAGGUGAAAGAAUCGAAGACGGCGUCAUAGGCAGCAUGGCAGCUAGAGGGACAGCUAUCCAUUGGAUUCGCAAGGGCAUGAGGUUGCAUGAUAAUCCAGCUCUCAUUGCCGCAAUCGAAAGCCAGAAAAAUGUUGGAGAGAUUUGUAUUCUUCGCCCUGUGUAUAUUCUUGACCCAUAUUUCCGAAAAUACAUGAGAGUUAGCCCCAACAGAUGGCGAUUUCUUCAGCAAGCCCUGGAAGACUUGGAUAAAAGUUUUCGUGCGAUUGGCACCAGGCUGUACGUUCUCCACGGGAAACCAGAGGAAAUUUUUCCUGAACUCUUGAAAGAGUGGAAUGUGAAGUUACUAACCUUUGAAUCUGACAUAGAACCUUAUGCAUGUAAACGAGAUUCAUCAGUGAUGUCUAUUGCUAAAAAGUUUGGUGUCAAAGUUCUUCAAUCAGUUUCACACACUUUAUACAACCCAGAAAUAAUAAUAAAAAAAAAUUUGGGAAAAGCACCAUUAACAUAUCAGAAAUUUACUACCGUCGUCGACUCAAUUGGACUCCCUCCAAAACCAGUGGAUGCUCCGAAUGCCUUACCAAAAGAAGCCCAACCUGAAGAUUUAGCUGCAGCUAAAUAUAAUGUCCCUACUCUUGCCGAGUUUGGGCUUGAUGUUAAGUCUUUGCAUCCGACAAAAUUUCCGGGUGGCGAAACAGAGGGUCUCGCUAGAUUGGCAGAAAAAUUAAGUGAUAAGGCGUGGGUGUGCAAAUUCGAAAAACCUAAUACCUCUCCGAACAGCCUGGAGCCAAGUACAACUGUUCUUAGUCCAUACCUCAAAUUCGGUUGUGUUUCAGCCAGGCUUUUUUACUACAAAGUUAAAGAUGUUAUUUCUAAAGCACCGCAUUCAAAGCCACCAACCUCACUCAUCGGCCAACUUUUUUGGAGGGAGUUUUACUACACCGUCGCAUCAGUCACUCCAAAUUUUCACAAAAUGGAAGGCAAUCCUGUUUGUUGUCAAGUGCCUUGGGACUCCAAUUCCGAACAUCUAGAUGCAUGGGCCUUUGGUCGCACUGGAUAUCCUUUUAUUGAUGCAAUCAUGCGGCAACUACGACAAGAAGGUUGGAUUCAUCAUUUGGCUAGGCAUGCUGUAGCUUGCUUUCUCACAAGAGGAGACUUGUGGAUUUCAUGGGAAGAAGGCCAAGGGGUUUUUGAAGAACUGCUGCUUGAUGCAGACUGGGCAUUAAACGCUGGAAAUUGGAUGUGGCUUUCGGCGUCAGCCUUCUUCCAUCAGUUUUUUAGAGUGUACAGUCCAGUUGCAUUUGGAAAGAAAACGGACAAAUUCGGCGAUUACAUCAAAAAAUAUGUCCCUGAACUCGGUAAAUACCCUUCUGAAUACAUUUAUGAGCCCUGGAACGCUCCAAAAUCAUUGCAGGAACGAGCAGGUUGUGUCAUUGGAGUUGAUUACCCUAAAAGAAUAGUUAUCCAUGAAAAUGUCUACAAGAACAAUAUUCAACGAAUGUCCUUGGCUUACAAGAACAAUAAACAAAAUACAGAAACGACAAACUCCAACCCAGCAGGGUCUAGUAAGUCUAAGACAGGUAAAGGUGGAUCCACCAAGAGGAAACCAGAGGCUGAAGUUGCUGCUAGCGGUAUAAAAAAGUUCCUGAAAAAAAACUGAACAGUUUGGAAAUAAUUGUAAAUGGUAAUUGUAAGUGUUAAUGCUCAAUUCAACAUUAUCCGGUAAGCUGCUGCCGUUUUAAAUGAAUCAAUUUCAUACUCCAAGUUUCUUGUUCAUGAGCUUCACCUGUUACACUACAUAUGUUCAUUUCUGUUGUGAGGUUCACUUAUUAAUUAUUAUUUUUUCAUUUCUCAACUAUAUGGAAUUGCACUGUAUACUUAGAAUUGUAAUAAUUGUAUACUUGUAUUUUUCCUUUUCACAAGAUAUAAACCUGAGCUAUAAGAUACAACUGGAAAACGUUCACACCCGCACAACACACAUACCCUCAUCAUACAUGUAGAAUCACAGGCCAUAAACUGACUUGUACAAAUGAUUUGACAUCCUGGGGGUUCUAAAGCAUCCGUCCACUAUCUUUUUCUCAAAAACGGUCGAGAAUUGAACUUCAGUCAUGUAAUGAGUAAUAUUGUGCAAGUAGAUGCAUGGUGACCUCUAGUUAAGAUGGCGUAAGUAAGUUGAAACCCUAAAUUUUGGAGAUCCACGGUGGUGUACUUUAGCCAUCCAUAUGUUCAUCACUAAAACUAAGCACAAAAAUUAGUUUUCUUUCCAUGAACUCUAAAAUAUUUUAGAUUUCAAAUGUAACUUGUACUUUUUUAUAAAAACUGUGUGUAUAUGCUGUAAGAUAUACUGUAAAAUAUGUUCCUUAUUGUUACACUUUAUAAAAUUUUCACAAGUGUUAAUCAAGCAAUAAACCAUUUUUACUUUUUCA
Molecule: messenger RNA, 2807 nt
Organism: Bemisia tabaci
Lineage: Eukaryota; Metazoa; Arthropoda; Insecta; Hemiptera; Aleyrodidae
Gene: phr6-4
Product: (6-4)-photolyase
Biological process (GO): entrainment of circadian clock by photoperiod; circadian regulation of gene expression
Cellular component (GO): cytoplasm; nucleus
Molecular function (GO): deoxyribodipyrimidine photo-lyase activity; FAD binding; DNA binding
Source: RefSeq, a predicted model, not a curated record